GACGCAAAACUGGAAAACGCCUGUUGGAUUACUAACGCGUUUUUUUACAAAAGUACAGCUUUACAAGAUGAUCGCAAAUGCAAACGUGCUGAUUUGAAACGUGACUUUCGCUGUUUAUUUUUGCAAUUUUGUUUUUCUUUCUAUAUGUUUGCUAUUUGUGCUCUGUUUUGAGAAAAUGUCUGAUGUGCUUAAAGAUAAAGCGAUCAAGAGACCAGACAAGAGGAUCAGCAAGGGGCCUUCAGAGGGAAGUCAUGGAAUGAGAAUCACGGGUGGCAAGACCAAGGAUUCUUUGAGCAAUGUGUCCUGCGUAGAUGACCACCACGAUGAACGAAUGACUGUCAAAUUUGAGAACACCUAUCGGCUAGAACCUCAGACACGUUUCCCUGCCCCUGCACUUCAGCAAAUACUUAAGGAGGUACUCAAAAGCUACUUGGAAGAAGAGCAAUAUGAAGUGGAAUGGUCCCGGCAAAUGACGAAAACCAUAUGUGAGGUGGUACGAGCCCGUGUGAAGGAACUGAUGAUCCGCAGAUACAAGGUGGUUGUCGUGGUCCACAUCGGCCAGCUGGCCGGGCAGAGCAUGGAGGUCAGCAGCCGCUGUUUGUGGGACCCAUCAAGUGACACCUUUGCGUCGUGGUCGCUAAAGAACACGUCUCUGUACGGCGUGGCCAGUGUCUAUGCCGUUUACUAUGAGUGAAGCAAGGAGUGUUCCCACGGCUUCUCUUGAAAAGGUAACUGGGUUACUGAUUACUUCAUUUUAAAAGUAACUCACUUUGAUUGCUAAUGACUUAACCAGCAGAUGGAGUUCAACUGCGCUGAAAAUAAAAUUUGGUUUUGCCAAUACUUAAUUGGUACAUUUUUAACAGUGAUGUUUAGGAAGACGAGUUUUUUUUUUAACUUAGUUUUGUUAAAAUGAGUCUUUGUGGAUUUCUCAUGACACAAAUAUGUAAAAGAAUCUCUCUGGACCCCACUUAACAUAAAUGUGUUCU
Messenger RNA from Syngnathus acus (greater pipefish), 986 nucleotides. Its product is annotated as tctex1 domain-containing protein 1-A-like. Gene Ontology annotation, cellular component: cytoplasmic dynein complex; cytoplasm. The transcript is spliced from 4 exons. The coding region runs from base 176 to 694 and encodes 172 amino acids. Lineage: Eukaryota; Metazoa; Chordata; Actinopteri; Syngnathiformes; Syngnathidae. Gene Ontology annotation, biological process: microtubule-based movement. The record is from RefSeq and is a predicted model, not a curated record. Gene Ontology annotation, molecular function: dynein intermediate chain binding.